Messenger RNA from Caenorhabditis remanei, 252 nucleotides. RefSeq lists its product as uncharacterized. The coding region runs from base 1 to 252 and encodes 83 amino acids. The transcript is spliced from 2 exons. The record is from RefSeq and is a predicted model, not a curated record. NCBI's taxonomy places the organism in Eukaryota, Metazoa, Nematoda, Chromadorea, Rhabditida, Rhabditidae.
AUGGACGGUGCGGACCCUCAACUCGCUCGAUUCCUCCACCAAUUGCAGGCGGAGACCCAACGCCAAAAAUUCACCGAGCAAGUGCACACGCUCACCGGCCGCUGCUGGGACGUCUGCUUCUCCGACUAUCGUCCGCCAAGCAAAAUGGACGGAAAGACCCAAACGUGUAUUCAGAACUGCGUAAACCGCAUGAUCGACGCCAGCAACUUCAUGGUCGAGCACUUGUCGAAGAUGAACGGAGGAUCCGUCUGA